This is a messenger RNA of Schistocerca gregaria, 9692 nucleotides long. It is a transcript of the gene Rab26, whose product is annotated as ras-related protein Rab-37. The transcript has 8 exons. The record is from RefSeq and is a predicted model, not a curated record. Gene Ontology annotation, molecular function: GTPase activity; GTP binding. Gene Ontology annotation, cellular component: endosome; Golgi apparatus. Lineage: Eukaryota; Metazoa; Arthropoda; Insecta; Orthoptera; Acrididae. Bases 129 to 1058 code for a protein of 309 amino acids.
UGCCGACGACGUCGGCAUACGGCCAGCCAGCGGCUGCGACACCGGCCGCUCUGGAGUUCGCGGAGGCAGCAGCGGCAGCGGAGGCGACCGACGUGUACGGGGAUGCUCUGCUCGGCCGUCCACAGCUGAUGCGUACCACGGGCACCGCCAGCGACGCGUCCGCCAGCUCCAUGCUCGUCGUGGCGCCCACAUCGCCGCCACCCAGCGUGCUGGCGACGGACGACAGCAUGAGCGACGACGUGUUCGAGUCCCCCGGGCAGGACCAGAGCCAGAGCGAGGCGCUGUCGGCGCCGCGGGCUGCCGCCGCCCAGGCGACGCCCAGCCCCACCGGCUACCGCGACUACCAGCCGCCCGCCGAGGCGCUGCGCCUCUACAACGCGGACUCUCCGGCGCACAGCCCGGCCGUCGCCGCCGUCGCCUCGGCCGCCGUCACGCCCAGGGACGCGCACGACCUCGUAGAGCAGCCCGUGCACAAGACGAUCCUGCUGGGUGACAGCGGCGUGGGCAAGACGUCUCUGCUGGUGCAGUUCGACACGGGCCGCUUCCAGAGCGGGUCCUUCUCGGCCACCGUCGGUAUCGGCUUCACGAACAAAGUGGUGACGGUGGACGGCAGCCGCGUGAAGCUGCAGAUCUGGGACACGGCGGGCCAGGAGCGCUUUCGCAGCGUCACGCAUGCCUACUACCGCGAUGCACACGCACUCCUGCUGCUGUACGAUGUGACGAACAAGACGAGCUUCGACAACAUCCGGGCGUGGCUGGGGGAGAUCCGCGAGUACGCCCAGGAUGACGUCGUCAUCAUGCUGCUGGGCAACAAGGCAGAUUGCGGCUCAGAUCGGUUGGUGAGGAAGGAGGAUGGUGAGCGGCUAGCACGAGAGUACAAUGUUGCCUUCAUGGAAACCUCUGCUAAGACUGGCCUCAAUGUUGAACUCAGCUUCCUGGCUGUUGCCAGGGAGCUGAAGUCACGCAAGAGUGGGAAUUCAGAUGCCAACAAGUUCAACGUACAAGAAUAUGUGCGAGAACAGGCACAGCGUGGCUCAUGUCCACCUUGCAACACGUGAGCUUUCAGGACUGUUGUCUCUGAUGUGUUAAGAAUGUUUUGUACCUGCUAGCGUGUUGCACAUGGACUGAUGUGUCAUCUACAACAGAUCUGAAUACUUAAGACACAAUGAUAUAUUAUGAAUAGCCUUCAUUCAGUUGAUUUUAUUAGUUCGUUGCAACAUUGUAAGUUACCCAGUCACAAAAACACUAGCGUACUCUAUGCAAAUAUAAUGUCACUGACAUUGAUAAUUGGGUAUAUUUCCCAUGGAAGAAAUUAAAACUAAAAUCUUGAACACUGGCAAUGGAUGCCUCCAGUUACAUUUUGUCAAGGUAAUGCUGCUACACUCCAGCACAUUGUUUUGUGCAGAACUAUUGAUAUGAAAAUAAAAGAUACAGAGACUGGAACAAUCUGUUCAACAUAUCAGUAACAUUUGUUUUCAUCAUAGAAUGUAAUGCUUAGUUACAGAAAAUAGUCUCAUUCAGUUUAAUAAAACUAUUUUUAUGCCUAUAAUCCUUCAUUCACAUCACUAAAAUUGGACCAAUUAUGUCCCAUUAGAAUAAUGUUUGAAAUGCUGCAGGGUCAUUUAACUAAAACAACUUUCAAAUGAGUGCUUCUUCUUUCAUAGUGAAUAACUGUACUGAGUAUUUUUGAUAAGCUAUUUAGCUUAGUGGGAAACACAUCCAACCAAUUAAGCUUAUUUCAACAUUAAUUAGUUUUUUUUUAAAUACAACCCCUCAAAUAAUUCAGUUUUUAAUUCAUGUCAGUUCAGAUUAAUCUUUUAUUUGUAACUAUACUCCUUUUAUCCUCAUUUUGUUGAAUACAAUAGGAAUACUACUUUGAGGUGUUAUUUAAACUACUGAUUCCAUGAAUUAUUUUAAAAAUAAAACUUCUGAAGGCUCAGUGGGUGAUAGCUAUACAUGUUCUAUUUUUCAUAUUUCCAGAGAGAGUAUAUUUCAAAUUUAUCCACAAAUACAUCACAUUUUAUCUUUCAGAUACUAAACCCAAAGAGCUGUUCACCCCCCCCCCCCCCCCCACAACUGCCCCCCCCCCCCAAAAUCAACAUUUCAGAUACUUUGUGAAUUCAGUUAUAGUAUUCUCAAGCAGAGAUCAUUUCUCUGUCCACCAUCCCCCUCCUCCCGCCACUUGAUUAAAAACUAGUCUCAGCUGUUGCAACAAUAUACACACUGCAUUUUAUUACAUCCUUUUAAUACUGACAUUAGCAAAUAGCAUAUACAGUUAUUAUUUAAUACUGCUCUAAAAAUAUUUCAGCUAAACUAUGUCAGCUUAUACUCAUAUGAAGCUCUUACCUUUACACCUGAAUUAUUAUUUCUCAUAGUUAAUUUCAGGUAUGAUGUUUUAUGACUACUGUCUUCCACCACUCUUUAUGUUUCUUAUCCUGACAUUCAAAUGUAAAUAACCAUAAAAUUCACUGUAUUAUUCACAGUAAUUAUGGACAUGCAAUGUUACUCAUUAUUUUCAUGUACACAGUGAGAUUUGGUCUCACUUGACAAUAAUGUUACCUUGGAGAUUCAUGGUACUUGCUUACUGUCUUAUUCUUUGAAUACAUGCAAAAGUUUCUGUCUUUGUUAAAACUGUGUGUUUUUUUCCCAGUAGGGGCUCUGAAAUAUACUGACUAAUGAAGCCACCUUCUUCUUAUGAAGGAAAUCUGUCAUACAAUCCACUAUCAAAAUUGGUAAUCAUGUCUGCACUUUCAUACUAAAUAUUUAUUUCCCUGUAGUUAAAAGCUAUUUUUCUUUAUUACAUCUUUUUCCUGUGUUACACUUUUAACUUAAUCCAUUGUAACAGGAAUACCUUUUUCCUUAGAGCCAUUACUAGAUGCACUAAAUCAAAUGAAAAAGUGUAAAAUGAGGAGCUAGAAAAGUCCAUUAAUUUUGCCACAGAAAUGAAGCAGCUCAUACCAAAUUGAAGACAGUGCUCAGUGCAUAGUCCCAAGCCAAAAUGGUACUCUCUGUGGUCAUAAACUAGUGAUAACUGCCAGUUUAAGAAACUGCCAGCAAAAAUAUGAUCAAAAUAGCCAUGUGGCAUUAGUCCUUAGGGUACAUGGCUACUCUCUUCAUAUAUUUUCUUUAUUUAUAACAAAAAUAGACCAUAUAAAACAUAAAAACAUUAGUGAGGGUCAAGUGUAAAAUUAACUGACAAUUUCAAUUCUAAAAAUUUAAAGAAGUUCUUGACAAACCAUUAAUCUCACAGGAACAAUUGAGACAGUGGCUGGAAAAAGGGAUAUAGACAGAAAUCAUGUUUUGAGACAUAGAGCUUUAAAAUUUUGUUUUCUGGUUAUAAAAUUAUUUCAUUUAUACUCCACUAUAAUUCUUGUGUUCUGAGUUAAAUACAAGCUUCCUUAUUAGAAUAAGUUCAGUUUCUUGACAUUUAUAUACUUAUUUCAUUAGAGUAUGAGUCUUUAAAAAGCUUUUUCUACCCAGCAAAUACUGUAAUAAUUGAUUACAAAAUAAAAAACCUGUAAACAGAAUAUUAUUUAUGCAGAUAAUGCAAUUUGUUACUGAAGUCAAAAAUGAACACUCUUUUUAUAAAUAAUACUAUUGCUAACAAUAUCCAAAUGUAAUCAGUUAAUACCUACAAGACAUGCAAAUCACCUUCAUUAUCAGAUAUACUUCCCUCUGGAGUAGCUGGGUACCUUUACACUACAAAACUUUCAGUUCAAUCUUGCCUGGUCUGUGAACUGGCAUAAGUUUUGAACAUCCUUUAUCUCUGUGGCAUUUACCAACACUGGGAAACAAUCAUUAAACUGAAUUGAUUGGAGUGUUUGUAUGUCAGAUAAAAAAAAAAAUGAACAUAACUUAGUGUGUAAGUUCCUGAAGCACAUAAUGUUCCAUCUGUUUUGUAUUGUAGCCAUACUCUGAAUUCAUCUAGAAAAAGGAGGCCUGUAGAAAGAACUUGCUCAUUAAUCCAUUCCAGGCUCUGAUUAUAUCAGCAUUAAAUCAAGCAUUGAAUGGUGGAGAGUAGCAUAAACUGAUUGCUUCAAGGUACGGCUUAACUGUAGGAUUAGUGGUUUCCUUCUUUAGAGUCUACGAUAAAAUUUCUAAUGCACAAGGAGAAAAAGUGUCCACAUAUUGGGAAGAGAAGUAGUAUAAUGACGUUCCAUAUGAACAACAAGUAAUAAUACAUCUACAGCGGUCUUUUGUAAAAGUACCUGGUAACAUUCAGCUUUGAUGCCAGAAAAGUUUUGGGCAUCAUUGAAUUCUAUGGCAAUACAUCUCUCACUGCCUUUAGCUUCCUCUAAAAUUUCUCUUUUGAUUUCAAAGUAUUUUUCAAUCUUUUUCUUGUGAAGUAAGUGGUCAACUCUUCAGCUGUCAUAGGACUAUGUGCAAGUUUCCUCUCACACUGUGAACAAUAGUCACACACAUCAUUUUUAGAUUCUUAGAAUGACAAUCUACAUUUCUGUGUAAAGGAUUUGAAGUAUGUAAUAGCUUUACCAUUUUGAUCCUUAAAAUAUUUCCUGAACAUUUUGUAAAGUACUUUAACAUUUAAACCUGGAUCAUCAAAAUAAUAAUAGAUUUACUUUGACAGUAAUGACUUCUUUUUUUUGUACAGGUGCUUUGUCAUCAACUCCCAUAUAUGUUGACCAAACUCAAUGGCCUGUUAGCAUGAGCACCUUUUGCUUUCUGAAAAGAUUUAUUUAACACAACUUUCUCCUGAAUGCAGGACACUCUCUGAACACCAACCUUAAGUUAAGUUAAUAAAAAUUGGCUACAAAGUUUGACUUCUAUUUCUUGCAGAUUUAGCCUAUAUGCCAAAAAUGUGAUCAAUUCUUUGCAGUACUUAGAGGUAUAGUUUUUGGUUCAUUACUUAUGAUAAAAUUAGCUUGUAUCAUUAUGUUAUAUUUAUAUAGACCCACUUAACUAAAACCUUUUGAAUAAUUAUUAUUGAUAUUCUUCAUUUAAAUGUUUCUUCUUGCAAUGUUCGUCUGGCAACAGCCCUUUAUACAUGCAAAUAUGUUUUCCAGUGUUACCUUUUUCAAAGCAGUAAUACAUUGUUUGGUUAUAUUUCUUGCUGCUAUUGUAUAUUCAUUAAUCCAAAAUUCUCCCCUUGUUGGUUUUCUUCAACCAUAAUGGACAGACUUGUGCUGUAUGCCAUUUGUUUAUUCAGAAUGUAUGCCCUAGAAAGUUACAUGAGUGAACAUAACAUACUCCCAUACUUCUUUUAUGAUAAAAAAAGCAUCAAAUUUUGAAUUAAAAGCUACUGUACAGUAUCUGUCAUCAUUAUGCAGCAGUAAUCAGCUGUGCAAUCAUUCAGUCAAACUGCUCUUCUGGCCUCUAGAGUCAGCUGGUUGAAUCAUAAAUUGCAGAGAUUAAGAUGAAAGUAUAGUGGAUUAUUUAAACAUGUGGGUGGAAAAAAGGUGCAUAAGCCCAUGUAUCCUUUUUCCAGUUGCUGUCUCAGUUAUCCUGCAGUAUAUACCAACCAAUAAAAGUGAAUAACAAGACAACAGUUAGAAAUGAAUUACUGUUUCUCAUACUUUUCAUUCUCUGUGCUGAAAGAUCAUACAGUUUGUUUCAGUUUGGACUCAAUAUAGAGUGAGUGUCCUAUCUCUUAAUUAAGAUGUAAUAGUGGAAAGGUAGUCCCAAUUGAGAAUAUUUUUGGAGUGGAUUUCCAUUGUGAUGUUUUCGUUACAGCUAAGGGAAACUGCCUGUAAACUUUGGUCAGAGCAGAGGGAUCAAUUUUUCAUAUAAUUUUGGGAUCUAUUUUCCAUAUAAUUUUGGGGCAGUGUGUUCCACACAAAAAAAUUCAAAGUCUAAUGUUUACAUAAAUGACUAGUUUAUGUGUGUACAGAGUAAGGUUGAUGACUUUCUUGACAACUGAAUUGUACUUACAUCACUGCUGACUGUGGCUUCGCUUUUAUUUCUUUUUUUAUUAUUACAAGAAAGACCAAAUUUUUACAUUAGCAGAUACCAUAACAUUGCGCAACCUUUAUCCAUAUCUCAGAUUUAUAUGAUUUAAAGUGAAAACUGCUUAACUGCAUUCGAACCAAACUAGAAGAUUUUAUUGAUGAAAAUGAGUGCUACACUACAAGCAUUAAAGCAAUAUUUAUUUAAAUUUAAGAGCAGUUAAUAAAAGUGUAGGAAGUUUGAACAUUUGCUGCACAGUCAGCAGCAGACACAGGCAAGUGCAGAGAACAUGAAGCACAUCAUCAUUUUGAUAAGGAGCCUUAUAGCAUUCAUAGUUCCUAAAAAAUCAUUAGAGCUGAACUCUGUCCGUUCAUUGAGGAGUAUAUUUGAAUGUGUUCUUUUAUGAGCAAAACUUUUUACCUACAAGCACAUUUCAAAUACAGCCCUUAGGUAUCCUGUGCAAAUUUUUCAGAUUAUUUUCUAUGUGGUCCACACCAUAUCUCCAGUCUUGCAGAUGACUAUGCAGGUUGCAUUUACAUAUUUAUUGUUGGUUGUUUUAUCAAUCUGUUAUCAGUUUUUGUUAUGGGAAUGGUGCCAUCUUGACAUGAGAAUAUACAUUCAGCACUGUCUUCAGUGAGGUCUGACUUGCUUUAUUUAUAUUGUAAUGUCAGUCAGUUUCUUCCUUCUUGAUUUUACACUUUCAUAUUUCAUGUACAAUACCUGAAGAAGGCCAUAAGCCAAAAAAAUGUAAUGUAACUAUAAAUUAAAUAAAUUAAAGGUUUUAUAUAGACAGUAAUUGGAAUAAAGUGCAGAAAUGGACCGUAUUUCCUCCAUUGACAAUAAGCUGUUAGUUACAAAUGAACUUCAAAUGCUGAAACUGUUCAUGAGUUUUGUGUUCUUUAAAGAUGACAGUUUUGACCUUUCAUAAGAAUAUUUUGUCAUGUAAUGGCAGUGAAAAAUCAACUGCAACCCUGUAUAUUUGUGUAACACUGGCACAAAAAUAAAUGAAAUGGAAAUAAAUUUGUUUAAGUUUUCUGCUAAAAGUAGCUGCCCACUUAUCUGGUUACAGAUAGUAAAUAAUAUAUAUCGACAUUCCCUGUAGCAGAAAAUUAAUCAGUGGUAAGAAUUUACAUUGUGCUGGUGAAGAGAUUUUGCAUAAAAUUUAAACAAACUUGUACUUUGUGUACCUUAAGCCAUUUCAUAAUUGACCUACAAAUGAAAUGAAAUCAAAAUCAUGUGAAGCUCAUUUAAGACAAAUGUAUUCCCAAGGUAAACUGACUUAAAAGAAAUCAAAAUGUUUAUAUGUUUGCAAAAAUAUUUUCCUAAAUUGUUGUAAUGUCUCUUUCAACCUUUUUUUAUAUUGUUAUAAACUGCUUCAUGUCACAAACUUUUUAAAUAUAGUAUGAUAAAGAUAAUAACACAUUCAGAAGUACAUAUAACUUUAAUUUGUCCUUCAAAUUGUUCAAGUCUAACUGAAAAGGAAAGAAAGAAAAAAUUAUCACACAAAUAAAUUUGAUCCUAUUGCCAAACUUUCUCAGCUUGUCGGACAUAGUCUUGUAAUUCAGUACCAAAUGUGGUCUUUGUUUUUAGCCAAUUUUCAUGUAUUGUGCUAUUGGAAAAGAAUAUGUAAUUGUAUAAUAUCUACAGUCUCCCAGCCAAAGUCUCAGAAAUUCCAAACUGAAGAAAGACUAAGAGUGAUAGCAGAAAAAAAUAAUACAGGUGGAGGUUAAUUUACAUGCUCCAGUUUUCAAUAAUUGCACAGCAGUGCUGAGAUGCUUAUCUUUACUAUUUUGAAACGAAUGUAAGUCAUUUGAAUGAAGGCAAUGGAUACUGUUUGAGGCAUAUAUUGCAGGAAACGUGUUAAGUAUGUUGUUACUGUCUUGUUGUCUAUACCAAUUGUACUUGAAUUUUAUGUGUGAAUAACUCUUUUAUAAGUAAGUUUGAUGUGGAAAAGGUAUAAGAUAAUUGUUAAACCUAAAGGAAUAAAGAUGUGUAUUUAUAAUAGAGAAAAUUGCUACAGAAUUAUUUAUGUGGAGUUUGAGUCACAACAGCAGUAAGUAUUAGACUGCUUUAAUUGAAUUUUUUUUACAAUUCUUGUUCUUCGAUAACCAGUUUUUUUAGGAUAAGUUUGCACCUCUCCUUCUGUUGUAAUGAACACAAAGGUGAUGGAAAAAUCAAAGAACAGAGAAAAUAAGUUCAAAAAUUUUAUUUCAUUAUGUCCAGCAUUAUAACUGUUUUUUCAUCCUUCUCCUUUAUUUAUUUGUAAUCUAUGGAAUCUUUUCUGUUUUUACAGAUCACAGGAAUUCCAAUAAGAAAGAUGAUGUUAAUAUACAUAGAAGUGUAGAGUCUAUUGAGCAUAUUAUAAAAUGUUUGUUGUUGGCAAAAUUGUAUCUUUAUAAAAUAUGUUAUGAAACCAUUAAAUAUUCUUAAGAUAAUGUUGCUGGUGAUGCUUUAUGUACAAGUGUAUAUACAUGAAAAUGAUUCACAUAAAUAUGCAAGCUAUUGUCUACAUGCAAAAGACAAUAGUUGUAUUUUCUUUCAUAGUUAGUGAUUAGGCAAUAGAUAUUGCAUAAAAAUGUUGGAACGACCAGUGGUAACAAAACAAAACCAAGCAGGUAAUCUUAAGUGACUUGAAAUACCCCAUGAGUGUAUUUGAAUUACCAAAAGAACUAAGCAGUAGCAUUAUUUGCAGGAAAUAAAACAUUUCUGUUGGACUUGCUUCUUUUCUUAUUUUCUUAUUUUUUGAAGUAUUUGAAAGUGCAUGUAGCACGUGUAAUUUAAAUAAAAUGCAUUUAAGUGGUUGUAUGUUUUGCAAAGCCACGUGUCUGAAAGUGGUUACCAUCUGUUAACAAAAUGCAUUAUUUGCAGUAUUAAUAGAACUCCUUUUUUAGUACUUGUGUCAUGUGCACUAUUUUCUGAACAGCUUGCUGCAGUAGUUUCGCUCAUACAACAAUGAGAUACCUCAUCACACAUGGGCAGUAGUUCCAACCAACAUUUCUGUUUGUACUAAGAUGUCUUUUAUUCUGCCUGUAAUACUUGUUCAUAAAGGAAUCUCAGUAUGUUGACUGUUGAUCUAGUUAUCAGUGAAAGUUGUACUGAUUUUACUGAUAUAUAUAUGUAUGAAAAAUAUGACUGUAAGGUACUUGUAUGUAUGAGUGUGAUCUUUCAAGCUUUCUCAGUAAAACAUAACCUGCAGGUUUUUGGUUUGCAGCUUAAUGUAAUGAUAGUGUUAACUUGGCUGAAAACUUGCACAUCUGGAGUUUAUAUAUUAGAAUGUCUAUGUGCAGAAAUACUUUAAAAAAAGUCAAUUAUAAGCACAGCUGACUGAAGACACUGUAUUAAUAUUUUUAAUUUCAAUUUCAACCCUGUGAUAUAAUGUAAAAUUAAUAUAUAAUUGCUCAUUAUUUGGUUACCAGACUAUCAGUUGAGCUGUUUAGAUUGUUUGAAUGCACUAUUUUGAAAUGUGUAUGCCUGCAAGAACAGUGAUGUGUUUUACUUUGCUGUAUAUAUGGUAAUUCUGGCCAUAACUGUGCAUCAUUAUUAGUUGAAGAAUAAAAACCUGUUUAAGAAUGACUGUGGCAGAUAUUUGUUGUUUCCUACUGAUGGAAAGUACAGUGCUUUUUACACCUGAAUUGGUCAUAACAUGGAUGUUGUUAUGAUUUAUGUAAAUUUGUCCAUAUGAAAUUAUAGAUACAAAGUCACAAAGAUUUUAUAUUCCUUCCAGCGAUUUUUUAAAAAUGGCAUUUGAACAACACCCAUACAGCCUGCCUCAAAAUGAUAUUUUAACACCU